CAGACCUUGUGAGGGUUCUCACUGGUACAGCCGGCAGUCCCUGCUGCUGACAGUGGAUGGGGAAAUCGUUCGUGAAACUUCCUGUCAGUCCGUCUGCGAAAAACCAUCAGUUCCACACGGGGACGGAGUUGCGAGAUGAUCAAGGCCAUUCUAGUCUUCAACAAUCAGGGAAAGCCGCGGCUGACGAAGUUCUUCGUUCACUUCAAGGAAGGCGAGCAGCAGAUGGUGAUAAAAGAGGUGUUCCACAUGGUGUCAAAGAGAGACGAGAACAGCUGCAACUUCCUCGAGGGCUCGAGUAAACUAGGGGGAGGUGACUGGCGGCUGAUCUACAGGCACUAUGCCACUCUCUACUUUGUCUUCUGUGUGGAUUCCAAUGAGAGUGAACUGGGGAUUCUAGACCUCAUACAGGUGUUUGUGGAGACACUGGACAGGUGUUUUGAGAAUGUGUGUGAACUGGACCUCAUAUUCCAUGUGGACAGGGUCCACAACAUACUGCAGGAGAUAUGUAUAGGAGGCAUGGUCCUGGAGACCAACAUGUCAGAGAUACUCACUCACAUUGACUCUCAAACUAAGCAGGAGAAGAGCGAGGCCAACGCUGUCUCCACCAUCAAGAGUACUGUGUCCUCCGCUCCAAACAAGGCCCUGUCAGCUGUCAAGAACAUCCAGUCAUCAGCAACUGCCAAACUACCAGGAAAAAUCAAACUCUAGCACACCGCCUCACAGUGACUUUCUGUUUCCCUACCAUAUCGUGUGUUUUUAAAA
This is a messenger RNA of Geodia barretti, 762 nucleotides long. The record is from the annotation of a GenBank genome assembly. Lineage: Eukaryota; Metazoa; Porifera; Demospongiae; Tetractinellida; Geodiidae.